AUGACAUACACCAACAGCGCCGCCGCCGCCUCGGCUUUGCAGUUCUCAGCCACCUAUCAGUCCCCCGCCAACGAGCCCUUCACCUUCUCCGAACCCCUCCCUGCCCCGCCAUCCUCCGGCCCCGGCGACAAGGCCGCCUACCUAAACGCCAUGCGCAAGUCCAUCAACGCCGCUCAGGAACACAUCAAUAAGGAGCUCACCGCGCGCAUGGAAGAGGACAAGGCCAAGGAGGUCACCAAGAACGGCACUGCACCAAAGUCUGUCGUCGACGAAGCACUCGAGGAGGAGAAUUACGGCGAGGAGGCACCCCCCACUGACGACUGA
This is a messenger RNA of Colletotrichum orchidophilum, 324 nucleotides long. RefSeq names its product Gon7 family protein. The record is from RefSeq and is a predicted model, not a curated record. Lineage: Eukaryota; Fungi; Ascomycota; Sordariomycetes; Glomerellales; Glomerellaceae. The transcript has a single exon. Bases 1 to 324 code for a protein of 107 amino acids.